AUGGCAGACGUCAAGGAUAUCACGCCGGAUCUCGACCGGCUGGAUGGUCAGCUGGAUGACCUCGAAGAGAAGCUGCAGCCCUUGAUCGGCAACUUGGAGGGUAUGGCGUCUGAGCUGCCCCUGCUGGACAAGGCCAAGCUGUUUUCACUGACCGCCUACGCGAUUGAGUCUCUUCUUUUCUCAUCACUCAAGCUCGAGGGCACUGACGCGCAGAACCAUGCCGUCUUCACUGAGCUCAAGCGAGUGCAGCAGUACUUUGGAAAGAUCAAGGCCAUCGAGGAGCCUGCGGUGGAGGAGACGCGAAACUUGACAGUCAACCAAGAAGCUGCGGCGCGUAUCCUGAAGGCUGAUUUGGCUGAUAACAAGACCAUCAGCAACAAGCUUGCUGAAAAGAUUGCUGAGGAGCGUGCUAAGGCCUUGCUCAAGUCUGUCGAGAACAGAAAGCGACCAGCGGAGGAUACGGCAGGUUCUUCGGGUUCUGCGGCUGAGACGCCUGAUACCAAGGGCAAGAAGAAGCAGAAGAAGAGCAAGAAGAGCAAGCCAAAGAAGUGA
This is a messenger RNA of Fusarium vanettenii 77-13-4, 552 nucleotides long. RefSeq lists its product as uncharacterized. Lineage: Eukaryota; Fungi; Ascomycota; Sordariomycetes; Hypocreales; Nectriaceae. Gene Ontology annotation, biological process: maturation of 5.8S rRNA; regulation of gene expression. The coding region runs from base 1 to 552 and encodes 183 amino acids. The transcript has 3 exons. The record is from RefSeq and is a predicted model, not a curated record. Gene Ontology annotation, molecular function: DNA binding; RNA binding. Gene Ontology annotation, cellular component: nucleolus; exosome (RNase complex).